Messenger RNA from Talaromyces proteolyticus, 990 nucleotides. RefSeq lists its product as uncharacterized. The coding region runs from base 1 to 990 and encodes 329 amino acids. The transcript is spliced from 9 exons. Gene Ontology annotation, molecular function: flavin adenine dinucleotide binding; glutathione-disulfide reductase (NADPH) activity. Lineage: Eukaryota; Fungi; Ascomycota; Eurotiomycetes; Eurotiales; Trichocomaceae. The record is from RefSeq and is a predicted model, not a curated record. Gene Ontology annotation, cellular component: cytosol; mitochondrion. Gene Ontology annotation, biological process: cell redox homeostasis; cellular response to oxidative stress; glutathione metabolic process.
AUGACCUGGAACUUCACUUCAAUUAAUGAGAAAAUACAACCCGGCCGCCAUUACGGUUACAACCUCCCUACGGACGCCAAGGAGGGAAUCGAUCUAAACCAUGACCAUUCCCGCUUCAUCAAAGUCCAAGAUUAUAGAGAUCACCUCCAUAGACAACUCAUGGAAAUCGAGAUAAACAGCAAAGCAUAUCUUACAGCCAGAGAUCGCCCGAUUAUCCCAAAUGUGAAGGGUGCCGAGCACGGCAUUAUCAGUGACAGAUUCUUUGAGAUGGAGAAGCUGCCGAAGAAAUGGACUAUCGUUGAAGCUGGCUAUAUCGCGACAUUCAUACGCAAAUUUAAACCCAUGAUUCAGCAGACCAUAACGGAGCGAUAUGAAGCCCAUGGGUGUGAAGAUUCACAUGCUACACAUAAGUUUGAUGAAGUGCAGCUGUUGAAAUAUAGAAUAAAGCAUGAAGUCAACAAGAUUAAGAAAUUGGAUUCAAGCAUCCCAGAUAUCAAGCAGACGCACAGCAGACAUGUUAUUGUGGACGAGUUCCAGAACACCAACACGGAAUUGACGCCUGUCGCUAUUGCUGCCAGACAGCAACUCGUAGAACGUCUUUUUGGCCCGCCUGGACUCAAAUCAUCCAGUCUAUCGUACGAGAAUAUCCCAACAGUGAUCUUCGCGCACCCUGAAAUCGGCAUAGUCGGGUUGACCAAGCUUCAGGCACGUCAACAAUUUGGCGACAACAAGAUCAAAGUGUACGAGACGCGAUUCACAGCGAUGUUCUACGACGUCUUCCCGCCGGAGAUGAAACACAAUCCAACGCAGAUGAAAAUUAUCUGCGCGAGACCAGAAGAGAAGGCUAUGCUCCAAGGAUAUGGUGUCGCAAUAAAAGUUGGCGCGACUAAGAAGGGUUUCGACAGUUGUGUUACUAUUUACCUGACGAGUGCCGAAGAAUUGGUACGACUAUGUGACGAUGCGGCGAAUAUUAUAUCAGCUGAUGUGUAG